Messenger RNA from Aspergillus terreus NIH2624, 993 nucleotides. RefSeq lists its product as uncharacterized. The record is from RefSeq and is a predicted model, not a curated record. The transcript has a single exon. The coding region runs from base 1 to 993 and encodes 330 amino acids. Lineage: Eukaryota; Fungi; Ascomycota; Eurotiomycetes; Eurotiales; Aspergillaceae.
AUGCCUUUCCUCUGCUUUCGCUCCUCCCGGUUCACCAGGGACACUACCCUCCAAACUCAACAAGACAUAGCCGCACCAAUGGGCCAUCGACAGUCGCGGACGAAGGGACACCAACACUACACUGCAACGUCCUCACAGUAUCCCGAGACGAAAAGCAAGUUUCUCUCGCCAGGGGGACCUAAUCUAUGGUCUCCCCCACCGUACUCCGCCUCAGCGACCCAGCCCCGACAGUCCUUCAGCUCCGUCUCCAGCGACUCCCCCUAUGCCUUCCUGCGCGAGUUCGAUACCAUCUUCGUUGUUGACGACAGUUCUAGCAUGUCUGGCCACCGCUGGCAGGAAGCCGAGGACGCCAUCGCUGCCAUCGCCCCCAUCUGCACCAGCUUCGACCAAGACGGCAUCGACAUUUACUUCCUCAACCAUCGCAACCGGGCGACCCGCUACACCACCGGCGCCUACCCGAACGUCACGACCUCCGAGGCCGUGCGUGAAAUCUUCCGCAGUGUCCAGCCGCGCGGCCCGACGCCGUUCGGCCGCCGGCUGCACGAGAUCCUGGGGCCGUACAUGCGUCGGCUGGAACGCAGGGAAGCCAACGCGGCGGACGACUACGGCAACCACCACCCGGCGCGCGAUGAUCCCGGCACGUCGGUGAAGCCGCUCAAUAUCAUCGCCAUCACGGACGGUGAGUUCACGGAUGACGCGCAGAGCGUCAUCGUCGACGUCGCUAAGCGCUUGGACGGCCCGCCCAUUCGCGCCGUGCCCUGGCAGGUCGGCAUUCAGUUCUUCCAGGUCGGCGACGAUGAGGCGGCGCGUGUGUACCUACAGGCGCUGGACGAUGAUCUGGGGGUGUUGAGUCGACAGGACAACCUCCGGGAUAUGGUGGACACGGUGCCGUGGAGGGGACAUUCCGGCCAGACGUUAAAUGCGGACGGGAUUCUGAAAUGUGUUUUGGGGGCCGUGAAUCGGAAAUAUGACAAGCGGGAUGCGUUUCAGUGA